UCGACAAUGUACUUCUUUCUUGCACUAAAUUGCAUUCAAUCUCCGCUGUAUAUCUUCUCAAGAUCCCAACUCAGCCUCUGCUGUACUUCAACCACAUCUGAACACUUCAGUACUUUGCUUCUGUCAGCGAAAACUCCCAUCAUGGUGCAGUCAAAAAAGUUCAGAGGGGUGAGGCAGCGACAUUGGGGUUCUUGGGUUUCUGAAAUUAGACAUCCUUUACUGAAGAGGAGGGUCUGGCUAGGCACAUUUGAAACAGCAGAAGAGGCAGCAAGAGCCUAUGAUCAAGCUGCAAUCUUGAUGAGUGGUCGUAAUGCGAAAACUAACUUUCCAAUACCUCAAACUUCAAACGAGGAGGACCCAAAAUCAAGUGAUGAAGCUUCACUCCCAACACCACCAAAUGGUUUGUCUGAGAUCCUCCAUGCUAAGCUAAGAAAGUGUAGCAAGGCACCAUCACCAUCAAUGACUUGUUUGAGGCUUGACACUGAGAACUCACUAAUUGGGGUUUGGCAGAAGCGUGCAGGUGAGCGUUCUGACUCAAAUUGGGUCAUGAGAGUGCAGCUUGGACAGAGAGAAAGCCAAGUUUCUGAGAGUACAUUGCCAUUGCCUCAGUCUUCAGGGGGGGUAUCAGAGCCAGAAUUGAGAGCAGAAAUGGGUGAAGAUGAGAGAAUUGCACUGCAAAUGAUUGAAGAGCUUCUGAACAGGAAUUGUCCUAGCCCUUCUUUUGGGGUUCAAGAUCACGGAGACGGUAGCCUUUUUCUUUAGCUAUGAUCAUGGGAUUUCUCUGAAUUUGUGUGUUUUGUUUAAGGAAGUGGUUAAGGGCGUAUAGGAUUGCAAGUGACAUACGUCUAGUUUAAUUUAUAUAUACAUAUAAAUAAUAUAAUUUGUCUAUUUUAAUUAAUAUAUACAAAUAAUACACUUAUAAAUAUUUAUGGCUCAGAUUAAGAAAAGGGUGGAGAAGAAAUUGAGGAUAUAUAUUUAUAUAUAGAAAAUAAUGGAAAUAUGAUUUAAAA
This is a messenger RNA of Populus nigra (black poplar), 1010 nucleotides long. RefSeq names its product ethylene-responsive transcription factor WIN1-like. The transcript is spliced from 2 exons. Lineage: Eukaryota; Viridiplantae; Streptophyta; Magnoliopsida; Malpighiales; Salicaceae. Gene Ontology annotation, molecular function: DNA binding; DNA-binding transcription factor activity. The coding region runs from base 7 to 762 and encodes 251 amino acids. Gene Ontology annotation, biological process: regulation of DNA-templated transcription. The record is from RefSeq and is a predicted model, not a curated record.